Molecule: messenger RNA, 150 nt
Organism: Gloeophyllum trabeum ATCC 11539
Lineage: Eukaryota; Fungi; Basidiomycota; Agaricomycetes; Gloeophyllales; Gloeophyllaceae
Exons: 2
Coding region: 1-150 (49 amino acids)
Source: RefSeq, a predicted model, not a curated record
AUGUCUCAUCACUUCGACACCAUCGACUAUUUCAUCUGGACGAUUUCCUUGAGUAUCAUGUUUGGCUCUAUCAUUGCCAUAGCCCAGGCUAAAUUCCAAGCACCCCAGGCCCUUCUAGGAGAGCUGAAGAAUUGGGGAGACGAACGCUAG